This is a messenger RNA of Helianthus annuus (common sunflower), 545 nucleotides long. Its product is annotated as wiskott-Aldrich syndrome protein family member 2. NCBI's taxonomy places the organism in Eukaryota, Viridiplantae, Streptophyta, Magnoliopsida, Asterales, Asteraceae. The coding region runs from base 2 to 439 and encodes 145 amino acids. The record is from RefSeq and is a predicted model, not a curated record. The transcript is spliced from 2 exons.
UAUGCGGGGAAGAAUUUAUUUCCCAUAUAAGGACCAUUCAAAACAAAGGAUUACAUCCACAGCUACCGCUAUGAAGACGAGUUUUGGCGCACAACAACAAGUUGCUAUGUAUCUAUUGCUUGCAAUUCUCAUCAUUCACAAUGUUUUUCAAGCACAUUCAGCUUCUUCACUCCAACCACAUCAAGGAACUGUAUUUUCGGGUACGCUUAGAAGGCUACCGUCAACGCCACCACCGCCGCAGAUAGGCCAACCACCGCAUUAUAGGUUACCUUGUCCGCCUCCACCACCGCCCCCCUUGGCGUUACAGAUUGACCGCAUAGCUUCUAGUUUUCGUACCGUAGGUAGGGGCUCACCACCCGCACCAAAGCCAAGUCGACCUCGGUAUUUCCAUAUCUUUCUUUCGCCGCCACCACCGCCACCGCCGGAAAGUACUAAAUGAUCAUUGUAGUCUCCUUAUAUUAUGAAUGUAACAAGAUUCAGUAUUUUAAACAGACAAUGUCCUAAAUUGCCCAUCCAUGAUAAUAGAGUAACACUAUUUUAUUUUA